AUGGAGGGCCGAAAUUGUGUGACAGUGCAAGAAUACCAACCGGAAUACAAUGAUAUGAACGAGAUUCGGGCAAUCUUCUCAGUAUUAUAUCUUAUCGUUUGGGUAGCUGCAAUUGUUGGAAAUACGCUUGUUCUCUAUGUACUCACUUUCAAUCAGGUGUCACUAUCUGUCAGAACAGUAUUCGUUGGAUGUCUCGCUGGUUCCGAUCUUCUUAUGUGUCUAUUUUCACUUCCAAUCACCGCGAUUUCGAUAUUUUCAAGAGUUUGGGUAUUUCCAUCGAUAUUCUGCAAACUCAUUGGAGUCUUCCAGGGAGGAACAAUCUUCGUUUCAUCGUUCACUCUUACUGUUAUUGCAUUGGAUAGAUGUGUUUUGAUCCUUCGACCAAAUCAAGAGAUAGUCAACUUUCCACGUGCCGUCUUCAUAGUCUUUUGUAUUUGGCUUCUCGGAUACUGUUUGGCUCUGCCCGUCGGAAUCUACAGCAACAUCACAGUCUACGAAGAAAUUUGUGGCACAUUCUGCGAAGAAAAUUGGCCUGACUUCAAUCAAGACACUGGACGAUCUGGGAUUCGCAGGGCUUAUGGUCUUUCGGUUUUGGUUUUGCAGUUUGGAAUUCCGGCAUUUAUCAGUUCAAUAUGCUAUUGGAUGAUUAGUCAAGUGAUGUCGAGUCAAUUAGAAAGAAGAAGAGGACACAACAUACGACCAGAAUCUGAAGAGAAACUUGUAAAUCGAAAGAAUCGAGCAAAUCGAAUGAUGAUUGUCAUGGUUGUUGGAUUCGUUCUCGCCUGGAUGCCAUUCAAUGCUGUCAACCUGUAUCGGGAUCUAUUCGGAAUCUCCACUACCAAAUGGUACUCUACAGUUUUCGCCCUUUGCCACGUGUGUGCAAUGUGCUCUGCAGUACUGAAUCCCAUCAUCUAUUCAUGGUUCAAUCCUCAAUUCCGUACCAGUAUCACAACACUUUUCAAAGGAAACAACGAUGAAGCAAGAUUGAUCAAGAAAAAACCAUCAUCCACGAGUAAAAUGGUUGCGUAUCCGAAUAAUUUCUCAGAGGUCAGAAAGGACACCGAAAUCCAAUCGAAUAAAACAAAAAUCUCGAUUGCUGAAAACGAUUAUCGGGCUGGUGACCAACUGUUGUAA
Molecule: messenger RNA, 1134 nt
Organism: Caenorhabditis briggsae
Lineage: Eukaryota; Metazoa; Nematoda; Chromadorea; Rhabditida; Rhabditidae
Gene: Cbr-npr-3
Product: Protein CBR-NPR-3
Exons: 7
Coding region: 1-1134 (377 amino acids)
Biological process (GO): G protein-coupled receptor signaling pathway
Cellular component (GO): plasma membrane; neuron projection
Molecular function (GO): neuropeptide receptor activity; neuropeptide binding
Source: RefSeq, a predicted model, not a curated record